This is a messenger RNA of Trypanosoma brucei brucei TREU927, 462 nucleotides long. RefSeq names its product nucleoside diphosphate kinase. NCBI's taxonomy places the organism in Eukaryota, Euglenozoa, Kinetoplastea, Trypanosomatida, Trypanosomatidae. Gene Ontology annotation, molecular function: nucleoside diphosphate kinase activity. The coding region runs from base 1 to 462 and encodes 153 amino acids. The record is from RefSeq and is a predicted model, not a curated record. Gene Ontology annotation, biological process: UTP biosynthetic process; CTP biosynthetic process; GTP biosynthetic process. The transcript has a single exon.
AUGCCCAGCGAGCGGACCUUCAUUGCAGUCAAACCCGAUGGCGUGCAGCGUAAUCUCGUGGGAGAAAUCAUCAAGCGCUUCGAGAACAAGGGCUACAAACUUGUUGGUCUCAAACUUCUCCAGCCCACUGAGGAACAAGCCAAGCAGCACUACAUUGAUCUCGCAUCGAAACCCUUCUACAGUGGCCUUGUGUCGUACUUUUCCUCUGGCCCUAUCGUCGGUAUGGUGUGGGAGGGCCUCGGUGUUGUAAAGGGCGGCCGUGUGCUUUUGGGCGCAACGAACCCCGCAGACUCGCUCCCUGGCACCAUUCGUGGUGACUUCGCCGUGGAUGUUGGCCGCAAUGUGUGCCAUGGGUCCGACAGCGUGGAAAGCGCCAAACGCGAAAUCGCGUUCUGGUUCAAGGCGGAGGAGCUGGUAAGCUGGACGUCCCACUCCGUCAAGCAAAUUUAUGAAAGGGCAUAA